Molecule: messenger RNA, 2590 nt
Organism: Solanum lycopersicum (tomato)
Lineage: Eukaryota; Viridiplantae; Streptophyta; Magnoliopsida; Solanales; Solanaceae
Source: RefSeq, a predicted model, not a curated record
AAUAUUAAAAAAUAGAAUUUUCAUUACAGGUGAGUCGUUCAUCGCGUCAGUUCGCCGCUAUGCUCGACCACCACCACCGAAGCAGCACGACCGAUCGUUUCCUCCUCGAUUACAACGCCGAUGAACUACGGAUCGCCGGUGAAUUUCUAUCUAACUGGUUCCCCUUUCUCUCCCGUGACUUCUGCAGCAGCUGUACACAUACGCUUUCCCAUCGUAUCCGAUCACUCGGACGACGUGAACGUGAACAUCUAAUCAGGAAUCAACACAAUAUGUGGACUAACCCAAGGCUUUUUACAAAACCAUUUUGGAUGUCCAUGUGGGAAAUCAUAUGACUCAGAAUGUAUCUUCAUCAGAAAGUUGUGAAAGCUAGAAGUUUUGUUGGUGGAUAAUGAUGUGGCUUAACAACUUGAUUUUUGUCUUUGACACUCUUAUGCUGUGGAUAAUGAUUAAGAAGAAACUAUAGAUUCAACGAGUUCUCUGAUCAGAGAGUUCAUUUGUAUGACUGCAGAAGCUGUUGGUGAUGCAGAACAACUGAAGCAACAAGAGAAUUUCGUAGUUUUGACUCCAGAACUUCCUGAUUCUAAUGCCUGUAAUGGUAAUCAUGACAAUUGUUACGGCAAUUCACUUGGGAGUUGGCAAGAUUGUGCUGUCUUAAAUGGUUCUGCAGAUACAAACUCAUUAGGUAGUUGGAAAGACGGUGCAGUUGUGCAAGAGCCUUUUGAUGAUGCAUUGACAUGCAGGAACAAAUCAAAUAGUUAUGUAGGUGGUCGAUCACUUGGGAGUUUGAAAGGUUAUGCUGACUUAAACGAUACUGCAGAUACAAACUCAUUGGGUAGUUGGAAAGACGGUGCAGAUGUGCAAGAGCCUUUUGAUGAGGCAUUGGCGCCCAGGAACAAAUCAGAUAACAAUGUAGGUGGUGCAGUUCACCCACUUGGGAGUUGGAAAGAUUAUGCUGACUUAAAUGAUACUGCAGAUACAAACUCAUUGGGUAGUUGGAAAGAUGGUGCGGAUGUGCAAGAGCCUUUUGAUGAGGCAUUAGCGCACAGGAACAAAUCAGAUAGUUAUAUAGGUGUUGCAGAUCGCCCAAUUGGGAGUUGGAAAGAUUGUGCCGACUUAAAUGAUAAUGUAGAUACAAACUCAUUGGGUAGUUGGAAAGACAGUGCAGAUGUGCAAGAGCCUUUUGAGGGUGCAUUGACACCCAGGAUAAAGCCAGAUAAUUAUUUAGGUGGUGCAGCAAGACCUGUUAAAGAGGCAUCGAGAAGUAAAACUUUCCGUUCAUCGAGACCUACAGCAAUCUGGAGGAUGAAAAUGCCAUUGGCAGAUGAGCUUGAUGCUGUAGAGAUUAGUGAGUCAAGUAUCUGUAGUAGCCAGUUACGUAAUGGAAAUGGUAUGAACAAAGAGGAAACUUCUGUACAGGGGGCUAAGCCAAAAAUGGAGUUGUCUAUGGAGCAGAGAGAGCACAUUCGGUUUUGUAAUGUAAAGAGGAAAAAGGACUUCAUUUGUUUGGAGAGGGUUAAUGGGAAGAUUGUGAAUAUACUUGAUGGCUUGGAGCUACAUACUGGUGUCUUCAGCAUGGCUGAGCAAAAUAGGAUAGUUAAAUUUGUGGAGAAACUUGAGGAGAUAGGGAAGAGUGGACAGUUAAAAGAGCGAACUUAUACAGCGCCACAGAAAUGGAUGAGGGGCAAGGGACGUGCGACAAUCCAAUUUGGUUGUUGUUACAACUAUGCUACAGACAAAAAAGGCAACUCCCCAGGGAUUCUCAAGAGUGAAACUGUUGACCCGUUGCCUGAUCUUCUUAAGAGCAUGGUUAGAAGGCUUGUAAGAUGGCAUGUAUUGCCUCCAGAUUGUGUUCCAGACAGCUGUAUUGUCAAUAUUUAUGAUGUGGGAGAUUGCAUACCACCUCAUAUUGACAGUCAUGAUUUUUUUCGUCCAUUUUGUACUGUUUCUUUCCUCAGCGAGUGCAAUGUAGUGUUUGGAUCAAACUUGAAAAUUGUAGGUCCGGGUGACUUUGCUGGUGCAAUUGCAAUUCCCCUGCCAAUGGGGUCUGUACUCGUCUUGAAUGGGAAUGGAGCUGAUGUAGCUAAACAUUGUGUGCCAGCUGUUCCUACCAAAAGAAUAUCAAUUACGUUUAGGAGAAUGAAUGAAUCUAGAAGACCAAUUGGAUGUGCUCCUGAACAGGAUUUACUAGGUCUUCAGCCUAUAUCCCAUGAAGCAGAUAGAUAUGAAAAAUCAAAAACCUAUAAACCAUGGCACUCAAAGUAGUUGAGACAAGGACCUGAAAACAGUUGGGAAGACGAGAAGAGAAUAAGGAAAUAGUAAAGAUAUCAUUCAAAGCCAUAUUUUCUAUAAAUAGGGAAAGUGUCAGGGUUUCUAUAGAUGAUUAGACGCAUGUCGUGACUAUGCAGAUUGGUCCAUCAUCUUCUGCAAUUAUGAGAAAUUUUGGUGUUGUUGUGCUCUCAUUUUAUUUUUCAAACCUGGAUAUCUUGAUUUAGGCUCGAUAUGUGAUCUUGCGAGUUUCCACGUUAAUUUGAAGCUGAAAUAUUGGUGAAAAUUGGUCCCAUUCUUACUUUAAAAUUGCAACUUUUGAUUA